AUGUUCGGAAGUACUCCCAUACACAGCCGGUUGAAGGGAGGAAGUUCCAGCGGUGGCGGGUUUGGCAGGCCAGCGAAUCAGCCUGCUCGGCCGCUGACUGACGGGUUUAAUGGUCCAAGCGCAGCUGCUGUAGACGGGAACAGCCAGUUUGAUCGUGUUCAGAGUAACGAAGGAGCUGACUCUUUUUUGUCGCCUGUUAAGAGACUGAAUCCAAUGGAUAUUAGAGAGUUGGAGGACGAGUAUGAAGAUAUUGUUGAUGGCAGUGUUUACUCGAUCCCGCCGCCUCAAACUUUGUCGGGCUUGAAUGGAAAUGGGGUAACUGCAGAAGAUACACCCAGUAGACUGUCAGAAGUAUCUCCUUCGUUCAGAUACGAUUUUUCUGGACAGAACCAGCAGGACCAGCAGAACCAACAGAACCAGCAGGCUCAAGAACGUGAGGAAGAACCGUUUUAUUUGUCUCAGAGGGAGUCUGAAGGAUAUGAAGAGCCUCCAACGCAGCAGCCUCAUCAACAUCCUCAACCACCUGGUUCUCGACAACGCCGUUCAAGAUUUAAUUUCAACUCGCUGGAGACUAUUCCUGACGCUUCGCCAAUUGGUGCUCAAUGGGGAUUGACUCCUAUAAAACUGCCGCAAAACACAAUUCAGAUGCCGUAUCGUGAGGAGGGGGAUGUUAUGGAGUCUGUGGACACGGCAUCAGGCUCGGAUCAAUCUGACAAUCAAAAACAUUCUGAAAUGGAUGAGGGCGAAUUGACUACUGUGCAAGAGAAUACUGGACUAUGGGGACGGAGAUCUAAGCCUCAACUUUGGGGUGAUGUGGACACUGAAAAAACGCAACAGCAACAACUGAUCAAACCAACUCCCCAAAAAGGACGAACAUUCAAGUCACCAAAGACAUCUCCUGGAAACUCCAGGAAAAUUAAUAGCUCUAUGAAUGGUAACAUGCGUACAAACCAGCUUAUUGCUAAUAUCAGCAAUCGAUCGUUUAAUGAUGAGGGUGAUUCAACUGAGAUUGACGACAAUGACGAGGGUGGGCUGUCAGCAGAGACGAUUAUUUAUGCAGUCAAGUCGGUAUUGAAGCCUAUUCACAGAUCGGUAGUGAUAAUAUUCAACACUAUUUGGAUUUCGCUUAGAGACUUGAUAACUCCUGGCCUGGUACAGGUUGUGCUUGCGGUUGCUGUGCUGGCUAUUGCUCUAUAUGGCGGGGUCUACGUAGUAUCCAAAUCUGGUUUCUCGUUUCAACCAUCUCAGUCUCCGUCUGAUCCGUUUGUGGCACCUGUCGGCCCUCCAAUUGAUUUGGAACAGUGGUCGAGUCGUCUUAUGUCUAUCGAAUCGAAACUAUCGCAUGAUUCUAGCCAUUAUUCAUCGCUUGAAGCUUGGCUCAAAGACGGUUUUGAAAAAUUGCAGAGCAGUUUUGGAGAUUUGGAAUCCCAGUAUCAUCAGGAGCUCAAAUCUAUAUCGCAGACUCUGGCCCAAAUCGGCUCGCAAGUCAGUGACCAGGAUGACUGGUCGCAGAAAGCUGAUAAGGUUCUGCAAGAGGAUCGUAAAUUACUAUACAGAUUACAGCAGAUAAUUAGUGCUCAGGCUGAGGACUUUACGAAUGUCUAUAGAGCAUUGGAUGAACAGAAAACGAGUAUUUCUGAGGUCGCUUCUUCGUUAGAAAAUAUCAAGGAUAUUACUAACAGUAAUAACGAGAUUGAUCUUGAUAAGUUUGUUUCAUGGGAUGGAUUAGAAAGAAAGCUGGCUACGGGUAUUAAUCAGUUACAAGAAGACUUUUCUAGACAGAUUGAUCAAGUCAGCGGGAAAAUUAACGGCAUUGUCAGUGAAGUUUUAGAAAAGCAGCGUGCUGACUUUGACUCCAGUGCGACGCUGGAUCAGUUUAAAUCAGCGUUGUCUUAUUUCGAAGAAAUUUUAAACAACCAGCAUGAUAAGUUGACAGAACAACUGUCUAAAGUUGAAACAGAUGUUCGAGACGUGUACCAAUCAGUUGACUCUCGGUUGCGAGAACAAAAGGUGCAAAUGGACCAGGACCUGAGUUACCGGCUGGCUAAUUAUAAACAAGCAAACCGUCCCGCCCGUAAAUUUGACAAACCGAAUUUCGCAGAUCGAAACAUUGGCGCCAAAAUUAAUAAACUCGUCACCUCGCCAAGUUUCAAUCCAUUGGACUAUGCCCCUUUUUUCUACCGAAACUAUCGCAUUUUCCUGGGAUUCUUUGGAAUUGGUAAAUAUAUAGUUCACAGCAGUGACAAUGUUCUCACGCCCACCAUGGAGCCUGGCAAGUGUUGGCCAAUUAAAGGCUCACGAGCUAACUUGGGAAUCUCGCUGCCCACGGAUGUUGAAUUGGACUCGGUUGGAGUAGAACAUAUUUUCCACAAAUCGGCUAUUGACCCCAGCACUGCACCCAGAUUGGUGUCGUUUUGGGUCGAGAUUCCUGAUCCUGCUAAGAGACAAGAGCUCGAGCAGCUCCUUGGACAUUCUCCGCAGAAAAAUGUGGGCUUGCCAUCAUCAUAUGUUGAGGUCGUUUCGUUCGAAUACAAUGUUUUUGCAGAUGAACCUCUGCAAGUAUUCGAGCUACCUCUUGCGGUUCGACACCAAAAAUUAAGGGCUAAGAAUGUGGCCUUCCACUUUGAGGAAAAUUGGGGACACCCAGCAGCCAGUUGUAUCUACCGGUUGUUGGCAUUUGGUAACCCGUCCAGGGCCUCUGCUGAAAUUGGCCAGGACCAGACACCCGGAACCCAGCCAAAGGCACUCGAAACGUCGUAUGAGCAACAAGAAGUUGGCGACGAGGCCGGAUUUGGUGAUGAUGAUGCUCUUGCUUGA
Messenger RNA from Sugiyamaella lignohabitans, 2817 nucleotides. It is a transcript of the gene sad1, whose product is annotated as spindle pole body protein Sad1. Gene Ontology annotation, biological process: nuclear envelope organization. The coding region runs from base 1 to 2817 and encodes 938 amino acids. Lineage: Eukaryota; Fungi; Ascomycota; Dipodascomycetes; Dipodascales; Trichomonascaceae. The record is from RefSeq and is a predicted model, not a curated record. The transcript has a single exon. Gene Ontology annotation, molecular function: protein-membrane adaptor activity. Gene Ontology annotation, cellular component: meiotic nuclear membrane microtubule tethering complex; nuclear envelope.